AUGGUAGAGGAAACAAAACUUACGAAGAAGCAAUUAAAGGCUCAACAGUUCAGAAAGACCAAAGAUGAGCGUGAACAAGAAAAGGAUUUAAAGAGAUCUGCACCUGCAGAAACCACAGAGGCACCACAAAAGAAGAAGAGAAAGACACGUAGAGGUCGUGGUGGUAAGGGGAAGAACGGUGCCAACAAGGGUAACAGGUUCCUUAUUUUUGUUGGUGGGUUACCCAAGGAUAUUACUGCUACAGAGUUACAAGCGCAUUUCAAGUCCAGUUCACCUGACCAAAUUAGAAUAAGAGGUGACAAGGGGAUUGCCUUUUUAGAGUUCGACGCGGAUAAGGACAAGACGGGCAUUCAAAGACGUAUGGACGUGGCGUUGUUGCAGCAUAGAACUCUGUUGAACGAUAAGAGGAUCAAUGUGGAGUUGACGGUUGGUGGCGGUGGGAACAGUCAAGAUCGUCUGGAGAAGUUGAAAAACAAGAACGUCAAACUGGAUGAGGAGCGUCGAGAGAGAUUGCACAAAAUGAUGCAAGAGGGAGCCGAGAAGAAGAGGACAGAAGCAGCAGCACCUGGUAAGAGCACAAGCACGUCCAGUGGCACAGGGGCCACGGGAGCCAUCCAUCCAGACAGAGCCAAGUUGUUACAGAAGUAG
This is a messenger RNA of Naumovozyma castellii, 648 nucleotides long. It is a transcript of the gene NOP6, whose product is annotated as Nop6p. The record is from RefSeq and is a predicted model, not a curated record. Lineage: Eukaryota; Fungi; Ascomycota; Saccharomycetes; Saccharomycetales; Saccharomycetaceae. The transcript has a single exon. The coding region runs from base 1 to 648 and encodes 215 amino acids.